AUGGCUCCCCACCUCUGCCAGGGAUGCAGGCGCGAUGACUUCAAAUCCGAAAAGGGCCUCAAACGGCAUAUCAGGUCUUGCAUGGCCUAUUUGGAAUAUGUCAAGGGUAUCAUUACCCGAAAACGCACAUGGGAUGAGGAAACCACUGCUGAUCAAGUCACAAAGCGCGCAUGUGUUGAAGAUGGCAGAGACAAGGGAGAAGGGAGCUCACAACAGUUGGUGCGGGAUCUCGAUAACGAUAUGUACGUGGAUGUAGAGAAUCAGAGAAUCCACAUUUCAGAUCUACCCCAGCCUCUCUCUCAAGCCCCAGAUUCAUCAACUCACUCGGGCCAUUCUGGACAUGCUGUGCAUUUCCCUCGGCGAUUUGACGACUUUGUGCCAGUCGCGCCGACUCCCUUGGCGCAUAUUCCAAAUAUAACUCGUGCACAGAAUCCUGGCGUUGCAGAUGCGACAUUGAUUCUGCCGCCACCACCUUCUGCAGAACAAUUGCACCCCUCCGCUUCGACUCCAGAGCCCCCGAAGCCUAUCAUCACGAAGCCAAAUGGUUUUGGACUCUUCCGUCGCUACCCGACACAGCCAACGAUUGAUCCAGAAUCUUCAUUUUCACUUGACAGUAUCUGUGACACUCCAACUCUUGCUCAGACUAAUCAAACGGCCGCUUCGCGUGGCCCCGAGACAAACUCUGGGAUCAAUGGUUCAAAAGACUGGUUUUUUCCAUUCUCAAACUACAGCUCAGCCAAAAUUGCUGGCUGGCACUACUCUGGGUCUUCUGAUAAAUCUAUUGGUGAGACAAAUCGAUUGGUAGAGGCACUUCGCGAUCCUCGAUUUGAUGUGAAGGAGCUCGUGAAAUUCAACCUCAACCAAGAAAAUGAGCGCCUUGACCGUUAUCUUAAUGACAUUGACAAUCCGUUCUCAGGCGAGGAUGGAUGGCUCAAGGUGUCUGUAAAAAUUUGGUUGCCCAAGACGGGCAAAAAGUUCCCGAGCGAGUCAGCUGCCCCUCAGUUUGAGGUGAAAGACAUCCAUCACCGCCGUCUCAUCGACAUCAUCAAAGGAACCCUGUCAGAUCCGGUCGCGCAAACAUUCCACAUGA
Heterobasidion irregulare TC 32-1 is the source of this 1090-nucleotide messenger RNA. RefSeq lists its product as uncharacterized. The transcript has 2 exons. The record is from RefSeq and is a predicted model, not a curated record. NCBI's taxonomy places the organism in Eukaryota, Fungi, Basidiomycota, Agaricomycetes, Russulales, Bondarzewiaceae. The annotation marks the transcript as partial.